UCUUGCAUCACCGCAACUCUUCUCUCCUUACUAUUUCCUUUCCCUCAUAGAAUUCAUCUCAAUAAAACUAUCUCACGGAUGAUGCUUCGCUCAGUGCCUCGUCGAAUUCCUCGACGCUUUCCCUCUCUCUCCGCGACUGCAGGCAGUCCCUCCCGCAACGCCCUGCGCUCCUUCACAUGCGGUUAUCCGCGGAUGUCGGCCUCCUCGUUACCGCCCGUCUCUCCCCCCGUGUCAACCUCAUUGCCAGGCGAUUCAUUCCAGCUCCUGCCUGAGUCCAGCAAAGCCGGAGCGGCCGAAGAUGCGCUCUACGAGCAACAGAUCAAAGAUGUCGAGGCGUGGUGGAAUUCCCCCCGUUUUGAAGGCAUCAAGCGCCCGUACUCCGCCGCGGACGUCGUCAGCAAGCGGGGCUCGCUCCAACAGACCUAUCCCAGCUCAUUGAUGGCGCGGAAACUAUUCAAUCUGCUCAACGAGCGAGCGGCGGAGGGAAAGCCGGUUUCUACCAUGGGCGCCAUUGAUCCCGUCCAAAUGACCCAGCAGGCACCUAACCAGGAAGUUCUGUAUAUUUCUGGCUGGGCGUGCUCUUCCAUCUUGACUAGCACCAACGAAGUAUCCCCCGAUUUUGGCGAUUAUCCUUACAACACCGUCCCGAACCAAGUACAGAGGCUGUUCAAGGCACAGCAGCUACACGACCGAAAACAAUGGGACGCGAGGCGGAAGAUGACGCCGGAGCAGCGCAGCUCGACUGAAUAUGUGGAUUUCAUGCGACCGAUCGUUGCAGACGGUGAUACGGGGCAUGGCGGAUUGUCCGCUGUCUUGAAGCUGGCGAAGCUGUUCGCCGAGAACGGUGCUGCGGGUGUCCAUUUCGAAGACCAGCUUCAUGGCGGAAAGAAGUGCGGUCAUCUGGCAGGCAAGGUGAUCGUGCCUGUUGGUGAGCAUAUCAACCGACUUACUGCCGCUCGGUUCCAGUGGGACAUGAUGGGCGCAGAGAACCUGGUGAUUGCACGGACGGACUCGGAAAGCGGAAGGCUGAUCAGCAGCGCCAUUGAUGUGCGCGACCACGAGUUCAUCCUGGGUGUUACGGAGGAGGUCGAGCCUCUUGCCGAGACCUUGCAGGCAAUGGAAAGAGAGGGAGCUGCCCCUUCGGAGAUCGACGCAUAUGAGCUGGACUGGGUUAAGAGGCACAAGCUUGUCACUUUCGACGAAGCCGUCGACGCACACCUCAAGGCAGAGGGAGCCUCCCAAUCCGCCCGGGACGCAUACAAAAAGCACGUACAGGAGAAUCCCGACCUAUCAUUCUCCCGCCGACGAGCCCUCGCCAACGACUACACAAAAGCACCAGUGAUCUGGUCUUGCGACAGCCCCCGCACACGCGAGGGAUUCUACCACUACAAAGCCGGCUUCCCGGCCGCCACCAAGCGCGCCAAGGAGUUCGCUCCCUACGCCGACCUCUUAUGGGUCGAGACCGGGGACCCCGACGUCGCGAAGGCCGGAAAGCUCGCUGGUGAAGUGCGCGGCGCUUUCCCCGGCAAGAAACUCGUCUACAACCUCAGCCCCUCGUUCAACUGGAUGGGCCAGGGCUUCGACGAAGCUUCCUUGAAAUCCUUCAUUUGGGAUCUAGCUAAGCACGGAUUCGUCCUGCAACUAAUCUCCCUGGCGGGUCUCCACUCCAACGCGACCGUCACGACAGAGCUCUCCCGCGCGUUCAAGGACGAGGGCAUGCUCGCAUACGUGCGUCUGAUCCAGGCCCGCGAGAAAGAGCUCGGCGUCGAGGUCCUCACUCACCAGAAGUGGAGCGGCGCGCCAUACAUGGAUGGCAUCCUAGGUGCGAUCCAGAGUGGCAGCAGCAGCGCCAGGAGCAUGGGCGAGGGAAAUACCGAAAAGGGUUUCUAGACUAGGUUUUGGAUGCUAUGUGAUGUUAUGGUGGUUUGUAGUUGAGAUAAUAGCCCUAUAGAUAUCAGUUAGUGUAUGUUUUAUGUAUAUGCAUUUGAGCUUUAGCUAUGAAUUAC
Molecule: messenger RNA, 2006 nt
Organism: Aspergillus steynii IBT 23096
Lineage: Eukaryota; Fungi; Ascomycota; Eurotiomycetes; Eurotiales; Aspergillaceae
Product: methylisocitrate lyase ICL2
Exons: 6
Coding region: 79-1890 (603 amino acids)
Cellular component (GO): mitochondrial matrix
Molecular function (GO): isocitrate lyase activity; methylisocitrate lyase activity
Source: RefSeq, a predicted model, not a curated record